CUCAUUUUGGUGAACAGCUCCGAACCGAUCAGCUCACCAAAGUGAAUCGAUUCGAUGUAUCAGCUCAUCAGCUCUUUUAGUUUAAACUUAGAUUCAUUUUGUGCACCGUUUUUCUUAUGCCGGUUUUCUUUCAUAUGCAUGAUCGAAAUUGAAUCAUUGAUUUGCAAUGAUGCAAUGAAUGCAAUGCGAAUUAACUUAUCUUUAAUUGAUGUCGACUAAAUUGAAUCUCUUAAAGAGCCGAAGAUCCGAUCAGCUCGUAGCGUGUUCCCUUCGUCAUAAUGCAGUGAACUGGGUAGCAAAUGAGUGAGCUGGUGAGCUGCGGUUCUUUUGAAAAGAGCUGUGAGCUGUCAGCUCACUUCAAUGAUUCGAUUCACUGGAACAGCUCAGGAGCGAAUUGCCCAUCUCUACUUUGUAUGGAAAUUCAGAUACCUACCUUCUUAAUUCGAAUGUAAAAUUAAUUUAUAAUUGAGUUCUAGUUUAAACAAUGUACUCGGACGGUAGUGAUUAUGAACCCGAUUUUACUAACCCGUCAUCAGACAAAUCGUACUUCGAUUCGAUGUUGCGGUCAUCAGACGGCAAGGACGACCGUUCGCCGCCAAAGCCGAGAAAGUAUACCGAAAAAGAUCUGAAUCCUACCCAAAGAGAUCCGCGCUGUGAUGCAGAUUGGCCUCUCGCGUGCUAUUGGCCGGUAUUCGUUAGUAACUUCAAAUGCAAGGGCAACAGAAACGAUUGGCACCUGGAGGUAUCGGAUUAUUUCGCCUAUAAGGGUCUACUCGCUCGAAUGGUGCAUUUUCGUGAUAUGAGCGAUGAUGUGUUCAAGCAAUGUCAACGUUAUACUUUUCUGCCGGAUAUGCUAGUUUACUUCACCAGCCAACAGGACGCGAUGGAUGCGAUAAGGCUUUGUAAUCGCGAGAACUAUUACGGACACCGAUUGAAUGUUGUCUCUGGCCGCGAAGCUGAUAAUUUUGACAACGAGCGAAGUUUCCGAAUAAAACUCUUGUCUAAUAAGAGUGUUUUGAAAACUGAACAGUUGUUCGAAACUAAAUUUGCCAGAUAUAACAAGGUGGAUUGUGUGUUUCUACACGCUGUAAAAGAAUUUGUCCUCCAGUUCGCCAACAAAAAUGAAAUGGUUUCGGCGGCUUGUAACGUUGUCAACAUGAUUGUUGUUCCUUUGACAGGGCGUGUUUCCAAGCAGAGAUAUCUGGAGAGCGAUUUGAAACAGGAACUACUGGAUAAAAUCAAGUCGAACGAUGAAUUCAUGGAAAUGAAGCCUAGGAAGGAAGUCCUACAGGCGUUGCUGGAUAGAAAAACAGUUGACGUCGAUGUCAGCUGGCAAGGUCACUCUAGACCAGUACCUGGAAGAAGAUACUCUAAACAAUUAAAAGAAACAGCAAAGUAUUUUAAACGCAUAAGGCAACAACGAAAGGAAGACAUACGACGAGGACUGCAAGAAUAUUACGUUACUCCAGAGUCCGAAUGGUUUCUUCGGAUUUUAGGAGUGGAUCCAGCGAUUAGAGAUCAAAUUAACUCUAAAAAUAGGCAAAGGGGAAAAUUUAAGUUUAAUUAUAAAAAUAAUUUCAGUGCAUGUUCGGAUGCUCUGAAUGAUGUAUUUUCGCAAACUCGUCGCUUGGAGGGACUCACGCCUAUCUUUGCCAGAAAUGCCUUUGAAGACCUUUCAAUUUCCCUUUUCCUGGCUUUCAUCUUCUCGCUAGAUAUACCAUCUUCUGCAUCAGCAGGCGAUUCAUCGGGUGGUCUGAAAACAUUAACCUGCAACAGUGACGAGGAGCCGGAUUUCACUGAUGGUCAAAGUUGCAACCAACCGGCUAACGGUGAUGAUUCCGAAGACGAUCAGCUAGAACGUGUUCCACUAGGUAGAUGCUACAAGCCGGAAGAUCUUUAUCCGACGGUGGCUGCUUCUUAUGUGCCAACCUGGCCGCUUGAUCUGUAUCAUCCAGUGUAUGUCGGCAAUUUUAAAGUACUUUCUUGGGAUGAGAACAACUGGUAUGAGCAAGUGUCUACGUACUUCGCUUACAAAGGACUGCUAACAAGGAUGGUCUACUUUCACCAAUCGGAAAGUGAUCCUUUUUUUGAGUUCCAGAAGACUAAUCAGUUGAUAGACAUGCUUGUUUAUUUCACGUCGCAAAAAGAUGCGUCUAUGGCGAUAUCACUUUGCCAUAGAGAUUCGUAUUACGGACACAAGUUGAAUGUGCUCUCUGGACGUAAGCCACAAUACUUUCAACCACCCAUAAGUGUUAGAUUUGAACACAAUUCCUACAAAAUGCAUCAUAUGUCGGAGUCAUUUGUCGAACAAGCGUUAGCAUGUUUUGGUGAUGUAAGGUACAUAAUGAAAGAUUCCUUACAAGGAACGAUGGUUGAGUUCGGUUCGAAGAGAGCAAUGCUUGCUGCUGUCGCUAGCCAGUCUAUGUACAAGCCGGUACAAGUGAAACCCAGUGUAAUGAAACAACGAUUCAUCGAAGAAGACGUCAAAUCGGAGAUUGAUGAAGUAUUAAAAUCUAAUCCUUCGUUCAUGGAAAUGAAACCUAGACGAAUCAUACUUCAAUAUUUGUACGAAGGAAUACGGCCCUUGGUUGACACGACCUGGAUGAAUCAUGAUGUACCCAAACGAUCAAAAUUCGAAGCUGAGUUUCGUAAGAAAAAAAGCGAAAGAACACGUUUCUUGAUUCGCCGAUUACAAAAAAGACGAAAAAACAAAAGGGCUGGCAAUAAUCCUGAGCCUGAUGAGAAAACCUCGAACACAGAUGAACCGAAGCCGACUCCACAAGCCCAACCGGCUAGAAAUCCGCCGGAGAAUCAGAAAUCGAUGAAACAAGCGCGAGCGGAGACAUUAGAAGCUGUCAAUUCGUUCCUCCAAAGACAUGGUGCGCCACCGAUGUCACGAGAUACGGUUAACAGGCUAAAAGAUCAAAGCAGAGCUGCGAUACGGCGGAACAGGCAGCGGCCAAGAGGAAAGAACUUUUAAAUGAAAUUCAAUAUGACUACAUGUAAUUGACGAUAUAAUUCAAUCAUCUACAGUUUACUUUCAAAUAUAAAAUACUAGCGUGAA
This is a messenger RNA of Malaya genurostris, 3064 nucleotides long. RefSeq lists its product as uncharacterized. The transcript has 3 exons. The record is from RefSeq and is a predicted model, not a curated record. Bases 485 to 2980 code for a protein of 831 amino acids. NCBI's taxonomy places the organism in Eukaryota, Metazoa, Arthropoda, Insecta, Diptera, Culicidae.